ACAUGUGUACCCUUCAUAAAAUCAACUACCCGAUCAGAAACACUUUUCACAUUGAGCUACAAAGAAUGCAAGCUUUCAGCUGUAUCUACACUGCCCACAGACUGUCCAGAAACUAGAAAAAGCCUCGACGGAACUGUUUACAUUUCUACUUGAAAAAUGCUUUGGAUUAUCGAAGUUUUCAGUUUUUUAAGUUUAAGGGAAAGCCCUCUCUAUCUACAUAUAUGCCUCUACAAAUUAUUAUUUAUUAUUAACCGUGUUUAUUUUAACGCGUAUAAACAUAUACGAUUAAGAUGCAUCGACAACUUUUUCAUAAGCGCCCAUAAAACUUGACGCUUGGUCUUCCAUAAAAAUUUUAAGUAUAGAUACGUAUACGCGUCAAAGGAAACAUGGCUAUUGAUUACUCAAUUUAAUAUAGAGUACAUACCUAUUUAAAAUUAGAUAUGUGUAAUAUACAUUGUUUACAUUUUUUUCUCAUAAACUUCUACAGAGUUAAACUAGCUGAAGCUAGAAGAGUGAAACAAUUGAUCGGUUUAUACAAGGGCGACAGCGAUGCAUUGAGUAGCAAGAGUAGAGCCAACGUUCCUGUAUACAAACUAGUCUACUCGCCUACAAACCCUUUUCUGGAAGCUAUAAUUACAGAGGCCGCUGAAAGUUUGAAUCUUAAAGGUUAUGAAAGCUUUCCCAAUGCUGCAGCUUUGGAACUCGAAUUAACCACCAGUAACUAUUUGGCAGGCGUUCAAUUUGAUGAUUCGCUGAUUAAUAUCACUGAAUAUCCGCGUAAGUUUGCGUUUUCGUUACGUUUCCCAAGUGAACUUCGUACCGCCACACGCACUUUGGGUUGGACAUGGCUAACUUCAAAAUUAUUUCCGCUUAUCGAUAUACCUGGCCCACGAAAUUCCGAAGAAGAUGACGGCGGUUUGCCGGUGGGUUACUUGAGAGAGGGCUUUCUGCCCGUACAACAGGCGCUGUCGAUGGCGUACUUGAAGUUGGCUGGUAAUAAAGACGAUUUGCCAUAUGUCGAAAUGCAACGAUAUCCCUAUCCGGAGUAUAUUAGCGACCCGCUAAUUGAGGCAUUGGAAACAAUUUUGUCUUUGAUAGUGGUGUUGAGCUUCAUAUAUCCGUGCACGUCAAUAACUAAGGUGAGUAGAUACCAACUGUUUAGAUAUAUGUAUGUACAUAUCGUCGCUGCGCC
Molecule: messenger RNA, 1192 nt
Organism: Rhagoletis pomonella (apple maggot)
Lineage: Eukaryota; Metazoa; Arthropoda; Insecta; Diptera; Tephritidae
Product: ATP-binding cassette sub-family A member 3-like
Exons: 2
Source: RefSeq, a predicted model, not a curated record